AGCAUCAUCAGCUUACCGCCUGCUGCUGCUUCCAGGGAAUAAACUCUGAACAGUCUCAACAAUUUUCCUCAGAGACGUCUGUGAAGAAACAGUCAGUGCAGAAAUGUCUCUGCUGUCUGUCCUGCUGCCUCUGACAGGCCUUUUCUUCUUGAUCUCUUCAUCGUUUGGCUCAGAGUCCAGUGUACCCUACCCCAUCACCUGCGUGACCCGUGGAGCCGACCUGAUGGACGACGCUGUGGUGGUGUUAUGUCCUCCAGACUGCACCCAGUGGAGGGUGUCAGUGUUCGGGACGGGAAUCUACGCCUCCGUCUCCUCCGUCUGUGGAGCUGCUGUGCACAGGGGGGUCCUGGGUCCGUCCGGAGGCCCUGUCAGGGUCCACAGACUGCAGGGACAACACAGCUACAUGAGCUCCUACGCCCACGGGAUCCAAUCACAGGCCCUGUCCCAGUGGACCACCUCCUUCAGGCUCACCAAGCCUGUUAAUGUUCCAUUAGAGCUGACCAGUGACACCAGCACCACAGCUCUGCCUGCAGCUGCACAACCAGCAAAGAAAACACUGAAGAAGCCCUCAGUGAAGAAAGCUCUGCAAGGCGGAAAUAAAGACUGUCAGAUGGACAUCGCCAUGGUCAUGGACAGCAGCAACAACAUCGGGCAGCGACGGUUCAACCUGCAGAAGAACUUUGUCACCAAACUUGCCGCCAUGUUGAGAGUCGGACCAACAGGACCACAUGUAGGCCUGAUACAGGCCAGUGAUUCUCCCAGGACAGAGUUCCUACUGACCAACUACACUCAGCCUAAAGAGCUGUUGUUUGCCAUCAAGGAGCUGGCCUACCUGGGAGGAGACAGCAACAUAGGUAAAGCCAUCAUGCACACAGCGGAGACCUUCUUCAUCCAGGAGAACGGGGGAAGACGGGGCCACCCUCGGGUGAUGAUGGUGCUGAUUGACGGGUGGCCGUCCGAUGACCUAGAGCAGGCGGCUAAGUUCGCCCGAGAUUCCGGCGUCAAUGUCUUCCUGGUGUCUGUGGCCAAGCCGGCGCCCGAGGAGCUCGCCAUGGUGCCUGACAAGGACUUUGUCAAGAAGGCGGUGUGUAAAGACAACGGUUUCUUCAGUUACUCCAUCCCCAGCUGGUUCAGCACCACCAAACACGUCAAACCUCUCACUCAGAGACUUUGCUCGCUGGACGGCCUGCUCUGCAGUAAAACCUGCUACAACUCGGUGAACAUCGGUUUCCUCAUUGACGGUUCGUCCAGUGUUGGUGAGGGGAACUUCCAAUUGGUCCUGGACUUCCUGGCAGGAAUUGCUGGCAGCUUCGAUAUCUCAGAUGUGGGAGCUCACAUUGGUGCGGUGCAGUUCACCUACGAUCAGAGGCUGGAGUUCGGCCUGUCUGACCACUCCAACAAAGAGGACGCCACCAACGCUCUGAAGAGGAUCCCCUACAUGAGCGGAGGAACAGCAACUGGAGCAGCCAUCAGCUACACCACCCAGAGACUGUUCAGGCGGACAGGACCAGGUCGCAACUUUCUCAUCGUGGUGACAGAUGGUCAAUCGUAUGACGACGUGAGAAGCCCGGCGCUGAUUGCACACAAACAAGAAAUCACCAUCUACUCCGUGGGCGUUGCCUGGGCCCCCAUGGAUGACCUCAGAGCGAUGUCAUCAGAGCCAAAGGACAGCCACACCUUCUUCACCAGAGAGUUCAACGGCCUCGCUGACUUCAUCCCUCCGCUGGUCCAAGGCAUCUGCCGAGACUUUGCUGAGAAAAACUAAGAUCACACACACACACACACACACACACACGUUUGUACUUCUGCACUUGUGAUGACAACUUCAACCGAACCCUUAAAUAGUCUGAUAAAAUGUCCUCACAAAGAUAGAAGUUCGCAUUUGUACUUCUAUAUUUGAGGUGCCUCAAGUCUUAAUGUUCUAAUAGACCUUUGAAGAAGUGAAAACAUGACAAAAUGGCCUCACUUUUAGUACAUAUUUGUAUUCCUAUAAUUUUGAGGACCUUUACUAACAAAUUAUCCAUCCUGUAAACCUAAAACUGUAACUGUUUAAGAGGUGCUUUGCAGGUACAGGAACAGGUCCUCACAAAGUUAGACUUACAUAUUCAUAUUCCUUUAAUUAUUGCCUAGCCUGUAAAACCUACAACUGUAACAAGCUUAGAUUAAAUUUCCUUGCUUUGCAUGUACAAAUGCAGGUCCUCACAAACAUAGCAGCACAUACAGGUACUUGAGUACUUGUAAGGUCCUUCACUGACAUACAUCACUUGGCACCUAAACCUAAAACCCAAAUCUUAAAGCUUUGAAAGGUGAGAAGCAAACAAAUGUCCCCUUUAUCCAAAAUGUCCUUGCUUUGCAGAACAAAAUCAAGUCCCCACAAAGACAGAAGUACAAGAGCACACACACACACAUUGUAUAUAUACCAUACACAUAUACCCACAAAACACACAGCAUAGAAAGAUACUCAUACACCAAAAACAUUUUUCUAUUUAAUGAAGGAGACGUUGGAAAAUCAUCAAAUGUGAUAAUCAUCAUCAACAACAGUAGAAACCACAUUCAUUCACUCUUCACUCUACAGUCUAUUAUUGUAGGACUCAAAUUACUCUGAAGUGCAACUCAAAAAUUAGUAAAACUAUAAAAACAAAACAUAGAAUGUAAAACCUGUGAGAAAAUCCUUAAUAUCACGUUAACCAAAUUAAUCUUAUCAAUUCUGAUCAACCUGAACUUGAAAUUUACUUUUUAAACAGAUCCUAACUAUGGAAUAAACCCUGCUGAAUCCUUUAAUGAACUGCAGAUUAAAGGGAAACAAAAUCACAAAUAAAGAUAUCCAUAUCUUCCAAUUACAAAAUAAAUCAACUGUAACUGUAAAAUAAUUUGUUCAUAAUUAUAAGGUACUUUAUUAAAGUGCAAUUAUGAGAAAACUAGCCCAUAAUUACACAAAUUUGUUAUAAGAUCCAUAACUCAUAAUUAUAACAAAAUUAUUUCAUAAUGAAGUUUUCUGGAUCUUGUGAUUACAAAAUAAAAAUAAUGUUUACACUUAUUUUGUAAUUACGAGAUCUUCUAUGUUAUUAUUACAAGAUCUGUAUCUCAUAAUUCUGAUAUAAAGAUUUUAUAAUUAUGAAAGUAGUUUUCUAGUUACUGUGACAUUUGUAUGUCACAAUUAAGAGAUAAAUAUUUCAUGAUUAUGAAAUCUACAUAUUGUAGGUAAAUACUUUUACCUGCAGGAAAUCUUUUUCAUGAUUAUGACAUCUUUAUAUCAUAAUUACAGUAAUGAGAUCCUCAACUUUUA
Messenger RNA from Seriola dumerili (greater amberjack), 3286 nucleotides. RefSeq names its product cochlin (gene coch). Bases 104 to 1765 code for a protein of 553 amino acids. NCBI's taxonomy places the organism in Eukaryota, Metazoa, Chordata, Actinopteri, Carangiformes, Carangidae. The transcript has 15 exons. The record is from RefSeq and is a predicted model, not a curated record.